Messenger RNA from Rana temporaria (common frog), 8293 nucleotides. RefSeq names its product kielin cysteine rich BMP regulator (gene KCP). Gene Ontology annotation, molecular function: protein binding. The transcript is spliced from 54 exons. The record is from RefSeq and is a predicted model, not a curated record. Lineage: Eukaryota; Metazoa; Chordata; Amphibia; Anura; Ranidae. The coding region runs from base 766 to 7929 and encodes 2387 amino acids.
UUGGAGGAACAAGGGAGGCAAAGAGAAAAAGUAGAAAGGGGAGGGAUAGAGAGGCACAAAGGGGGGGAAGUUUGCCCUAACUAGUCACUCUGUUCCUGACAUUAAACUGGAGUCUCUGCACUGACAGCAUUACCAUACUGGGACUCACUGGCGACAACACUAAUGAGCAGGAGGAGAUUUGCAGUGACACCAGCAGGACACCUUGGUGUCACCAUUCCUAUGGGAAGCCAAUGAAUGUAUCUCAUCUAAGGAGGACUGAUCCCCCCUCCCUCUCCUCUGCAGUCACCUCUAGGUGCUCUGGACCAGAGAAGGAAUCCUAUGAGAUUCAUCUUUAUUCAUGCCCUGCAGCAAAUCUCAGCAAGUCUUCCUGAACGUCACCUGUGCCCACUGUGCUGCCAUUCAUCCUCCCUUGUCUAUAUGAGAAUGUAUGGCAGAGGACAGCCAUGGGGGAUCAGAGAACCCUUUGUAUAAUGCAGUGAGUACUUAUAUUAUUGUACAUCCAUUCCUUUCACAGUGCAGUGACCUUAAUGUUGCCAAACCCCAGUCCUGCCAGUCUUCUACAGGUUUUAUGUCUUCUGUCAUCAAGACACCUUCCAACUUUGGGAAACCCGUGUAGCACUUUACAGAGUACAACUUGUAAUAUUCCAUGUGUGGAAUUCAUACGAUCCUGCGAUCUUAUGGAAGGGAUUGGUGAGCGCACCUGCCAUUGCAGUCCUGUGUAGCCCACCUGGCAUGUAGCCUUGGCUUUCUGUAACACCACUCAGCAUGAUGCUGCCAUCAGGAUAUGCAUUGCUCUUGCCAAUGAUGUUCUUCAGUAUGAACUGCAUAGACCAGGAACCAGGUCCCCAUGAAAUGGAACUGCCACUCCAGUACUUUGAUGACAAUGUUAUUGAUCUCCUGGAAGCUCUGAAUGUUACACGCUCUAUCAAGGGGGUUACAAAGUCCAAGGGUCUUGACCCUGGUUCACCAGCCUGGAAGUUCAGGCCACGUGUCCCUCACCUAACACUUCCUUGGGACUAUUCAGUCUACCUUUUAUCCAGUACACAGGGUUCGGUUGGCCUACAUUUUGUAGCCAAGCAAGCCAAGAACAACCAAGGAACAUUGCUCGCCUUUUUGUCUCCGGCUGCUAUGAAGAAGGAUGGUCAUCCUCUUUUACGCCUUGUUUCUGACACGCAAGAAGACCAGUUACGUUUAGAGUACCGAACUCCUCAGACCAUGGAACCGGCCUCUUUGUUGCUUCCAGGUGGAUCACCAUUUUCUGGCUCCAAAUGGGCACGACUUGCACUAAACAUUGACACUCACAAGGUCACACUUUUCCUGGAUUGUGAAGAACCAGUGAUAUUUGGAAACCAAGGAGAAGAUGAGUUAUUAAGCCUUAUCCUUCCACUGGAUCUUGAAAUUAGCUUUGCAAGCAACCCAGGAAACAAAGACAGCAAGUUCCUGGGCUACUGGCAAACAGCCGAGAUCUCUCCAACUGGAUUUUCCCGUAGGCCAUGGCACUGUGAAAAUCGCUCAGAUUCUCUCCCUCUUCCUUUCUCCAUGCCGGAAGAACGACACAUAGAGAAUGACGAUAUACAGAGACAGCCAAGAGCUCCAGAUCUCUCUGACACUCGCAACUACCAGCAGCAUCAGAGCGAAGCCCCUUCUCCUCCCCACACUCAGGAAGAAAGGAUUCGGAGGUUGGAGGACAUUGUGCAGGGACUGACAAACAUGUUGGAUAUGGUAAAAGUUCAGAACGUCGACCUACAGGCCAGAGUGAAAACUUUGGAGAGCUGCGAAUGUCGCCGACCUUCAUGUUUAUGGGAAGGGAAAGAGUAUCAGGACAACGAGACAUGGAAGAAAGACACAUGUAACAUCUGCGUGUGCGUGGGAGGUUCCGUUAAGUGUUCCCUACGUCAGGAUUGGCCUCAAUGUCUCUCCUGCACUUAUGAAGGAAGAAUAUACAGUAACAAGGAGACCUUCUCUGUGGGUUCCUGCACAUCAUGUGUCUGCCAGAACAGUGAAGUGGUCUGUGUUCAAAAGACUUGUCUUCCUGUGGCCUGUGCUAAUCCAGUGAUGCUGCCUACAGAGUGUUGCCCUCGCUGUCCAACGGGCUGCUCUGAUGGUCAUCUGGAAGGAGACGUAUGGAAGAAAGAUUCCUGUGUUAGCUGUAUCUGUCAGGGGGGCUCAGUCAGGUGUAUUUCUGAGGCAUGUGACCAAAGCACUUGUGAACACCCUGUCAUUCAUCCUGGGAAGUGCUGCCCAGAAUGCACCAACUGUGAAUACCUGGGGCAGAUCGUGAGGAACGGUGAAAUGGUUCGGCCAGAUCUGUGUACAGCUUGUACAUGUAGGAAUGGAACGGUCCAGUGUAUAAAAGAGCGUUGUCCAGAGCUCACCUGUCUGAAAAGGUUCACCCCACCUGGACAGUGCUGUGCAGUCUGCCAGCAAGGCUGUGAAUAUGAAGGGCUGACAUACAAAAAUGGGGAUCACUUUCUUUCACAAAGUAAUCCUUGUGUGAACUGCUCAUGUUUGAACAAUUUAGUGCGUUGUUUUCCUGUUCAGUGUCCUGUAGUUGCCUGUAGAAAGCCAGUACCCACUCCUGGUCAGUGCUGCCCCUCAUGCCCAGUGUGUGAUCUCAAUGGGCAUCCCUUGUUACCCGGUAAGAAUGUUACCACCUCCAAUGGCUGCCAGCAUUGUGUCUGUCUGGAUGGUGAAGUGAAGUGUACUGAUGCUGUACAUUGUCAGCAGACCUGUACCCAUGGUGUCAGGCGGGGCUCAUGCUGCCCAGAUUGUUCGGCUUGUGACUUAGAAGGUGAUAUAAUACCUAAUGGAGUCACCUUCCAGGGUAAUGGGAACCCAUGUGAUAGCUGCAUAUGCCAGAAUGGUAAUAUACAGUGUGUACGAGUGACCUGUCCAACGCUAACUUGUGUUCUGCAAGAAGAGAUACCGGGGGAAUGUUGCAAACAGUGUCAAAGCUGUAUUGAUGGCACAGUCACCCACAGACACGAGGAGGAGUGGAGACCCCAGGGAGAGCCGUGUCAUAGUUGCCGUUGUAUGGAGGGAAAAAUUCAAUGUAGGAAGCGUCAUUGUGCGUCUCUGUGUAGAAAUCCUGCACCUCCUCGAUCAGGAACGUGCUGUCCUACAUGUGAUGGAUGUUCAUAUAAUGGUCGCACUUAUCAGAAUGGACAACCAGUAAGAAGCUCUGACCAAUGUAAACGCUGCUUAUGUGAGAAUGGAAAUGUCGAGUGUAGCCCUAUACCAUGUAUCCCAACACCAUGCAGAAACCCUGUGCGCAAGCCAGGAGAAUGCUGUGCAAGAUGUGAGGGAUGCGAGUUUGAUUCCAAGUCAUAUGCUGAAGGUGAUGUGUUCACUGCUGCCCAUGACCCCUGUCUCAGCUGUACAUGUUCAGCAGGGGAAGUUUCAUGUGAUCACUUGGAUAGACGAUGUCCUCCUACAAAAUGUAGUCACCCAGGCAAAGGCAAAGGACAGUGCUGCCCAAGCUGUGAAGUGUGUGAUUUUGAGCGUACCAUAUAUACUGAUGGACAGAUAUUCCAGCCUUCUGGACAUGGACCAUGUCUUCGGUGUAGCUGUACGAAAGGCAAUGUCCGUUGUGUUGAGGAAAGCUGCCCACCUCUGUCCUGCUCAAACCCAGUGAGAGAACCCAAUAAAUGUUGUCCCGUCUGUAAAGUAUGUGUACAGGAAGGUGUCGAAUUCUUGGAAGGGGUAGAGUGGGAGCCGGAAGGAGAUCCAUGCAGCACCUGUGCUUGUCUGAAUGGUGAUACAGUAUGUGGAGUCAGUCAGUGCCCCCCACUGUCUUGUCUUCAUCCUACCCACAAUGAAGGUGACUGCUGCCCAGUAUGUGACACCUGUACCUACAACCAGCGUAUAUAUGGCAAUGGCCAGGACUUUACUGACCCUGACAAUCCAUGCCAGAGCUGCCGCUGCCAGGAUGGUACAGUCCAGUGUACUCCCAUUGUAUGCCCAUCUGUGUCAUGCUCUAGACCAGAAAAAAAACCUGGACACUGCUGUGCCACGUGCCCUGACUGCACAUACUAUGAAAAUACCUUUUUGGAUGGACAACAGUUCACAAAUCCAGAUAACAAGUGUCAGGAAUGUGGAUGCCAGGGUGGGCAAGUGACGUGUACAGACAGAGGGUGCCCAGGACCACAGUGUUCAUAUCCAUUGCCAGGAAGCUGCUGCAACAACAACUGUAAUGGUUGUAAUUACGCUGGAAAGGAAUAUCCCAAUGGUGCAGAUUUUCCACAUCCCACAGACAAGUGCAGACAAUGUCACUGCAUUAAUGGUAACGUGCAGUGUCUGACAAAGCGAUGCCCUCCGCUUGCUUGCAGUGAGCCAUACCCUGUGCCAGGAGAAUGCUGCCCUCAGUGCCCAGUGCCACCAGCAGACUGUCCAUAUACUGGAAUCACAUACAGACACAUGCAACGUUUCUAUGAUCCAUCAGACAAAUGCCGAGACUGUAUCUGUAAUAAUGGCACUGUAACCUGUCAACGGAAGCCUUGUGCUCCAACACCAUGUACACAUCCCCUUCAGGGAGACUGCUGCCGUUCCUGUGAUGGAUGUCUUCUGUCUGGAAAAGAACUGGCUAAUGGUGAACAGUUCGCCCAGCCUUCAGAUCCAUGUGCAAUGUGUGUUUGCUGGGAAGGUAGCGUCAAUUGUCAGCCCAAAACUUGCCCUGUCCUUAAUUGUCCAUAUCCAGCCUCUGGACAAUGCUGCAAAGAAUGCAGAGACUGUCAGUACCUAAGCCAAGUCUACCUGAAUGGGCAGGAAUUUUCAUCUCCCCAGGAUUCAUGUAGCCGAUGUGUCUGUGCUGAUGGCUUUGUCACCUGUAGUAAGAAGCCUUGUUAUAAGCCUGGCUGUUCUCACCCUAGUACUCCGGCUGGAAAAUGCUGCCCUGUGUGUGAUGGAUGCUCGUAUAAUGGAGUUGAUAUGAUUAACGGUAAAUCUGUUCCUGAUGUUUCCAACCCAACCUGUUCUGAGUGUACCUGCAGGUCUGGAUCUGUCCAAUGUGUCCGCAAGAUGUGUCCUCAAAUGAAUUGUCCUCAUCCUGUGACCGGACCAUGUGAUUGUCCCUUGUGCCAAGGUUGCCAUUUUCAGGGCCGGAACUACCUAGAUGGGGAGGCUUUUACUUCCCCACAAAGUGAAUGUGAGCAAUGCCGCUGCAUGCGAGGGCAUGUUACCUGUGUCCCUCGGGCCUGUGAAAACGUGAACUGUCCUCACCCUGGAGAGGAUCCAUGCAUGUGUCCAGUGUGUGAUGGAUGUAACUAUAAUGGCCAGGACUGUCUGAAUGGAGAGAGCUUCCCUGACCCUGAGGAUGAUUGCAGCCGCUGCACUUGCAGGAAUGGAGACGUGUCCUGUGUGUCCCUUCCAUGUCCAGCUGUAUCAUGUCUACACCCAGUCACACUACCAGGAGAGUGUUGCUCACGCUGCACUGGUAUAUGUAAACACAAUGGACGCACAUACCAGAAUGGUGACAGCUUCCAGUUACCCGGGGACGUGUGCACUCAAUGUUCCUGUAGGAAUGAGCUGGUGAACUGUCAGCGAGUUCCAUGUUCCCAAGACUGCAGUCAUCCCGUGCCUUCCCCAUUAUCUCCUUGUUGCCCUGUGUGUGACCGUUGUCUCUAUGAAGGCAAAGAAUAUUCAAAUCGGCAGACAUUCAACUCCUUAUCCAACCCAUGCCUCCGAUGUGUGUGCCUAGAAGGAAGUGUGACGUGUACACAUGUUGUGUGCCCUCAAAUGUACUGUGCCAACCCAGUCAGUAAGCCUGGCCAGUGUUGCAAAGAGUGCCCAGUAUGCUGGUACCAAGGGAAGGAAUACAGUGAAGGCGCUCGCUGGGUGCCCCCCACAGAUCCAUGUCUGCAAUGCACAUGUAAAUCAGGCAGUGUACAAUGUGAGCCUCCCACAUGUCCCGCUCUGCCAUGUACACAACAAGUGACUGAUCCUGGAGCAUGCUGUCCUCGUUGUAGAGGCUGUAUUUAUAAUGGUCGGGAAUAUAAAGACCACAGCAACUGGGUCUCCAGUGUGGACCGCUGCAUGGCAUGCAUGUGUGUGGAUGGUGUCACUACCUGCUCCAUGUUGCAGUGUAUCACUUCUUGUAGCAGUCACAUAACAUUGCCUGGGGAGUGCUGUCCUCUGUGUGCAGACUGUGUAGUUAAUAAAAAGGUGUACGUUCCUGGGGACAGUUUCCACCCUUCUGAUGAUCCAUGUGAGAUCUGCACAUGUGAGCGUUUACCAGAUGGCCGCCAGUACAGACGUUGCAGCAGAAAGCAGUGCCCCAGCCUUGUGGAUUGUCCCAAAAGUCAAAUUUUGCCACCUGCUUUUGGCCAGUGCUGUGCCAGCUGUGCCCAGGCUCUGAGCAACUGUACAGACUUACUGGUGGGAAGUGAGAUACAGGUUAUCAAUGACCCCUGUUACACCUGCCAGUGCAAGGACCUAACAUGGCUGUGUGAACAUAGACCCUGCCCAGUUCUCAGCUGCCCUCGUUCAGAACAGAUCACACCGCCUGGUUCAUGUUGCCCAGUAUGCACUGAAUGUUUGGUUGAGCUUGAAGGACGAAGGGUUUCAGAUGGAGAGACUUGGGCAGACAGACAAAAUCCAUGUAUCACCUGCACCUGUACACUGGGGCAUGUUGACUGCCAGAUACAAGAGUGCCGUCCUAUUCAGUGCCAGCAAGGUGAACUAAAAGUGCGGACACCGGGAACUUGCUGCCAAGUUUGUCAGGCUUCAGCUGUAUCCUGUCUGUAUCAAGGGCAGAGGUACUUAUCUAAUGAGCAUUGGCAGGUGAAUGAGUGUACAACCUGUACAUGUGUUUCUGGAGAGGUGCACUGCCACAGUGAGAGGUGUCCACAAGUAUCCUGUACUGCUGAUGAGACCCCAGCUCUGAUCCCUGGCAUGUGCUGUCCACACUGCAUACCUCGCCCAGCCACCUGCAUUGCAUUUGGAGACCCACAUUAUAGGACCUUUGAUGGUAAAAUGUACCAUUUCCAAGGCAGCUGUACCUAUGUCUUGAGUGAAGACUGUGAAGGAGGAGACUUCAGUAUUCAUGUGACAAAUGAUGACCGUGGACAACGCGGAGUAUCGUGGACAAAGGAAGUGACUGUGUUGAUUGGGGAUGCUGUGGUCCAGCUCCUGCAGGACUGGGUGGUUGUGGUAGAUUACCAGACUGUAGAGUUGCCAUACUUGAAAGAACCGUAUAUAUACAUUGAGAGGAAGACAAACACUAUUCUACUGAACAGUAACAUUGGAGUUAAGGUACAAUGGAAUGGACGAUCUCAUCUUGAGGUCAGCGUCCCAGGAACAUAUCGUGAUCAUCUAUGUGGGCUUUGUGGAAAUUUCAACAAUUAUCCUCAAGAUGAUUUCCGUGAUCGAAGGGGUCAGAUACUUCUGUCUGAGGCCGCCUUUGGAAACAGUUGGAAGGUACAAAGCAGUAACGACUCCUCCAGUGUAUGCUGGGAUGGGCAAGAUGUGGACCCCUGUAAACAGGCUGGAUAUCGUGCUAGGAAAGAAGCCAAUGGUCGUUGCAAAUUACUAAAGUCCAGUGUGUUUGAGCCAUGUCACAGAGUGGUUCCACCAGAGAUGUUCUUUGCUUCAUGUGUAUAUGAUCUGUGCGCAUGCGGAGCAGGAGAUGAGUGUCUGUGUGAUGCUCUGGAAGCAUACGCAUCAGAGUGCAGGGAGGCAGGAGUUGUGUUGCAGUGGAGGUCUCCAGCACUAUGUGCUGUUGGCUGUCCACAUGACAGAGGUUAUGUGUUCGAUGAAUGUGGCCCUCCCUGUCCCAAAACGUGUUUCAAUAAAGAUGUUCCCCUUGGAGUCCUGGAGUCUCACUGUUUUAAGCCAUGUGUUCCUGGCUGUCAAUGUCCAGCUGGGCUGGUAGAACACGAAUCUCACUGCAUCCCACCCGAGUCAUGCCCGAAGAUUAUUCAUGGAAACCUCUGAAUUCAUAGAACAUCUACACUUCCAGCAUGAACAUGUAUGUGUGAAAGAAGUGUUUUAAUCUGCUUGGUGAUUACACAAACUUUCCUUUCCUGCACAGUAAAAAGUGUGAUUCACAUUUUCAUCAUCACAGUUAUGAACUUAAAUAUGAAAUAUGUCUCAUGCUUUUCUUUUGUUUUUCAAUGUGCAUUUGAUGUUCAGCUUCCCCUUUAAGCAGCAUAACCACCUAAUUAGCCAAUCGACAAUUACUGAAAUGUCUAUAGUGGGAAACAUGGAGGAGAUACCAGAAGUCAUAAAGACUUUCAACCAAAAGAACAUUAAUUCUCCAUACAUUUCUGAAUGAAAAUUAAAUAGUGUUUCAGAAAAA